ACCCCCACCCCUCUCCUCGCACACAGGCAGCGCCGUGCCACGCCGGGGGCCGGGGCGUCGCCGCGCGCGUGCAAGAUGAACCAAGGGCGCUCCACGGUCCAGAUUCACAUGAUGCAGCAGCCUAUAAGAACACCCCGCGCUCCCGCCGUUGCGAGCGCCCACCGAAAGAACCGCGAGGAAGCAAGAAGUAGCGGCGGGCCUCCUCGCCGCAUUCCACCAAAUUUCCCUGUAGGUAGCUCUCCAUUGGAGUCGAUUAGAACCUUGAAUCGGAACAGCUUUCUUGAGCCUGCGAGCUCUUGCCUUUCCUCACCAAUUUGGUCGCUUCCCAGUUCUUGGAAGGGGCCCUGCAAGCGAAGCCUGAAGUUUCCACCGUGAUUAGCAGCUAGUCAGCGUCUUUUGCCAGUUAUCUGAAGAAGCGGAUUGAGCAAACAAGAACUGCUUUCAUGUCCUCAGGUUCUUGCUUUUCCUGACCAAUUCGAUCGCCUGCCAUUUUUGCAAGAAGCCUCGAAGCCUUCAGAAAUGGAAAAGAAGUGCAGCACCUGUGGCAAGACCUACAAAAAUAUACAUGUUAUUAAAGGCCACAGGAGGAUAUGCAAGUCCCCCAAGGAUCCUGAGCAAAAUGCCGCAAGACAGGAAGAGGCUUCAAGCAGUGUCGGCGAUAUGAAAGAUCCGCUUAAUUUUGAUAUAAAAAAGCGGCCACGGAGUAGCCGGGGUGCAGCGAAGGAGAUGGGUGGUGGAAAUGAAGCCCCCCCGUCGCAAGAGGAGAUAGAGGCUGCAGAGGGGCUUAUCCUUCUCCAGUACCCACGUAGCAAGGAUACAUCUUCUGAUAAUGAACCGGGAAUUGAUUAUUCAGGUGUUGAAUCAGCUGGUGAUAACUCUGAUGCUAUUGAUAAUUCUGAUGCGGUGCAAGAGGACACCCCGAUGCAGAGGUUAUAUGGUGGGCUGAUUCUGUAUGCAUUCUGGGAUAUAGUAUCUAAUAGAAACUCAGCUUCUGUGGAUAUCUGUGGAGGUACUGAAAAAUGUGGAAAUGAAGCCCUUUUGUUAGAGGAGACGGAAUUGAUUUACAAUGAUGAUGGUCAAGGGCUGGUUGAUUGUCCUGAAAAUUCUGUUGUGGUGGAGCCAAAACGGCCCAAGUUUAAUCUCAUGGUUUCUGACAGCAGUGACAACCCAGCUGCUGAUGAUGCUCAAGGUGGCAACAAGGAUGCGUCGGGGUCUGGCACGCCGAAGCUGAAACAGACAUCUCUGACGGAGCCAAUGGCCACAGGCGCGGAUCGGGAACAAGAACAGAAGUCAGGUGUCUUAGAUGCUUCCCUACCUCUCGAUACAACCUCUGUUGACCAAUCAGGAACUAACAGUCCAGGUGACGAAUCAGCUGCUGAUACUUCAGAUGAGGUGCGGAAUUCCAUGGUGCAGCUGCAGGUCGCACAAGGUUUCCUGGAUCUAAGAAACUCCACAGAUUAGUGGCGAUGAGGUCCCCGUUGCAGUGCAGUGCAGUGAAAGAGGAUGUACAGCCGAGCACACUGCCAUGAGGGUCAAGUCUGAACCGUAACCAUGAGGGACGGUUCAGUGUGAGCCUAUACCGGAUAUCGUGUCUUGAGUCGAUGAGAUUUCUUGACUCGCUGGUUCCAUCACCCUGAAACCAAAACUCAGUUUUCUUGUUUACUGGUAAAUAGUUACAGGUUACGAUACUGAUACUUUUGCCUAAUGGCGAAAUCAUUGCGUGAUUGCUUCUAUGGUGAAGCAGUUUUGUCCAGUUACAUGCAAUGGAUUUUUUCUAGUUCUGCUGUAUACUUUGUUUGUUUCUGUACAUGCUGAUAUCUUGAUAACAUUGCUUGCCUCUGGUUCAUAAGUGAAUAUGGUUCAUGUGGA
This is a messenger RNA of Hordeum vulgare subsp. vulgare (domesticated barley), 1869 nucleotides long. RefSeq lists its product as uncharacterized. NCBI's taxonomy places the organism in Eukaryota, Viridiplantae, Streptophyta, Magnoliopsida, Poales, Poaceae. The record is from RefSeq and is a predicted model, not a curated record. The coding region runs from base 520 to 1461 and encodes 313 amino acids. The transcript has 5 exons.